AUGAAUGUCACACAGACCGAAUGGCUGGCUGGCUGGCUGGCUGGCUUCUGCUCACUCUCUGGCCGAGCAAGCCUCGAUCGAUCGGAGUCGCAUUUCCCACGCGCGUCUACGCACCUCCACAGCCCACGGCCGGAUGAACCUCCUGCUGAACAGUCGCAAGUGGCGAGUGCAUCGGGCUUCCCGCAGCGGCUUGCUUGCAUGUCACUUUCAUGCUGGCUGCUAAGGUUUUUGUUGAUUGUAGGCGCGAAAUAUGAGCUUGCUGGUCUGUACGGUACCACCCCAGCUGCAGUGAUGGUCGGAUGUUUAGGGAUCCGAGCAGAUGGACGCUCGAUGGCCAAGAGGGGUGCGGAGCACACGUUUGCGCAGAUCGAGAGUGCCUCGGGCAGCGCAUGAGGUGCGUUCGAACUUGGUACGCCUCUCGGGGGCCCACCACGGGCCUUGCGCAUACAGUACCUAGCACAUCAUCAACUCCUGCGUUCGGACUGACAGCAUCAAAGUAGCCCGAGGGGGAUUUGAAGCCCGCUUCAGAGAUGAACUCAUGCGCGGCAGCAAGUCACGAACGGCAAGCUCGGCUAGCUGAUUCUCCCCCGAAAAGCCUGGACCUCGCGCAAGGGGCGAUGCGAUCCUGUGUGGUACACUUUGUAUUGUAUAGGGACGUACCACGGAGCCACCCGGAGUGCAUCUAUUGCUCAUCGUCUGCUUGCUUCAGGCGAGCGUCGCUUGAAUCAAAACCUCGCACGGGCCGCAGCAAGCUUGCACACAGACACUCACACCCCUGGCUCGAAAGCCGAGCGCUCGAAUAGAUGGCAGGAAUGAUGGAG
Ceraceosorus guamensis is the source of this 821-nucleotide messenger RNA. RefSeq lists its product as hypothetical. The record is from RefSeq and is a predicted model, not a curated record. The transcript is spliced from 2 exons. The coding region runs from base 1 to 393 and encodes 130 amino acids. Lineage: Eukaryota; Fungi; Basidiomycota; Exobasidiomycetes; Ceraceosorales; Ceraceosoraceae.